Messenger RNA from Ceratosolen solmsi marchali, 3107 nucleotides. RefSeq lists its product as uncharacterized. The record is from RefSeq and is a predicted model, not a curated record. The transcript has 7 exons. Lineage: Eukaryota; Metazoa; Arthropoda; Insecta; Hymenoptera; Agaonidae. Gene Ontology annotation, cellular component: centriole. Gene Ontology annotation, biological process: centriole replication; centrosome duplication; negative regulation of centriole elongation. The coding region runs from base 136 to 2697 and encodes 853 amino acids.
UAGUCGUAAUUUGUGUUAAUUUGGACUACAACAAAUUAAGCUGUAAAAUAAAGUAAAAAGAUAGAAAUGCGGUAGAAUAGGAAGAGGAAGAUUCGUAUUUAAAAGUACAUUUUCGAGUCUCAUUAACCACAUCGGAUGUUUUGUGGUGGUGAAAUAAUCAUGGAGUACAAUAUACCAAUAUCGAUUAACAAAUUAGAUAGAUUUCCAAUUCUUCCACCACUUAUAACAAAUGAUAUUGUAACGGAAAUACAAUAUUACAAGAAGCUAGCUAUAGCUGUCGAGGAAAGAUUAAGAACUCUGGAAAUUGUUAAAGAUACUUGUGUAACAAUGAAUAAAGAAGAAUCAAAUAAAAACAUCAUUCCAGUUUUAAUAGAAAAUAAUAAUGUCACAUCGGAUUAUUCUUUUAAACCUAAAGAUGAUAAGGUGAAACAGGAUGCGACUUCCAUUGAACUAAUAAUGGAUUAUCCAACAAAAGACGAGGAGGUUGAGGAAAAUUUAAUUGACAUUAGUACUCCUAUAAAUGAAAAUGUUCCAAACAAUAGUUUAAUUGAUAAAGAUGACGGUAUUUGCGAACCAAAGCAAAAGAAUCCUGAACAUAUAGACAAAUCCAUAUCGGAUGACGACAGGAGUUGCUUUAACGAAACUCUACAGUGCAACAGUAUUAGUUCCGAUACAGUCACAGUUAGCACUGAUUUAAAUCAAUAUUUCAAUACAUCGCCAUCGAUAAAAACAGAUACGACAGACACUACACCAGAAAAUUGGAAACCGCAAGUGCCUAAAACAUUAGAUAUUGUUCCAAUCACAGUAAAUAAAAUGAAAUGUCCAAAUAAAUUAAAUACAAAUAAUGGAGAAUCCCAGAAACUAGUGCGUCGCGGAUCUUAUGUAUUAGAUGCACCGAGUCCAAUGCUUUUAGCACAUAUGCACAAUGAAACUGUAAAUACAGAGGUAAAAUCGCCAUCUUCCGUUCAGUCAAUUAGGUGCAAAGAAUGGAAUUCCAAUCAUACAAAAACAAAUUGGGAAAGUCCAAAUAAAUUUAAAGAACCAACAAUGUUCCGCUUAAAUUCUGCUACUAAAGUUAGAAAAGGUAGUCAUACAAGCAUUCCUAGUCAAAGAGUUUGUAGAUCGGUAUCAAGCUCCAAAACUUGCUCACCCCUAGAUGUUUGUCAGCCCACAAAAUCAGUCGAUUGUAUUCAAGCAAUGUUCACGAAAGAAUUUUGUUCUUCCAAGACUGUAAGUAACAAAGUCGCCAAUCAAAGUAAAAUAUACUCAUCGCCUGUUAAUGGAACAAAUGGUGUUCGCAAUCAUGGUUUAAAGAAAACUGUUAAAAACACAUCGAUAUUAAAUUUAGCAAAUAGACUUAGCGGAUCAUUAGGAAGUUUAAGUAACGUUAGUCCAAAACCGUAUAAGCGAGUGGAGAGAAAACAUAGUAAUGAUUCAAAUUUGGAUAAAAGUCUCACUCCCGAUUCCCUAAAAAGUAAUGAUCAUACGAAGAAGCGAAAGCCAGUUAUAACGUCGGAGAAAAUUGUAACAGCUUUUCGAGAAAUUCAGGAUACCCAUAAAAGAGAAAUGAUUGAGUUAGUGACGCGACAGCAAGAGGAGCAAGCCAAAAUGCAAGACGAUUUUAAGAAACAACAGAUUACUUUAUUAGCACAAAUUAGAAAAGUUUUUCCUGAAAUUCCAAUUUCAGUGCUUAAAGAAGCAAUAAAUGGUAAUAAGAGUGCAGAGUCCAAAGAAGCGUUAAAUUCAAAAACGGUAAAUACAAAAUCAGAGUCUGUUCAAACGCAAAAGGUCAUUAAAAAAAAGCCCCAAGUUAAUGGAAUUAGUUACAUUGAGAGAAAAGAUGAACGCAUUAUUACUAAAUUGUCCACCAAUUGUACUCAACAGUCCAAGGAAUUGUUAUCUACCUCGUGUCAGUUAUCUCUUCAAGCAACAAAUUCUACCGUAUCGCCAUGUUAUCAAUAUAACUGUCAAUCUAUUGAAACAUUGAAUGACGCAUCCAUAUUGAAUAGUCGUAUUCAAUUGUCAAACUUUACAACCAUAGAUGAUAUCCCAGUGGGAAAUCCAAUUCGUAGACAUUCUAACGUUAGUCGUCAACUGUUUCCACUUGAUGGUAGAGCAGUACGUGCACCAAUAUUAGAUAACACAGUUUACGUAGAUAAACACAUAAAAGCAGCAACGAUAAUAAAUGCAUAUGCAAAAGGCUUUUUAGUUAGAAGAUUAAUGAAGACGGAAAAGAUUAUUGCUCUGAAAAACACUUAUAAAGAAGCGUUACAUUGCAUGUUACGACUACAUGUGGAUGAGCCACUUCAGGUGCCUGAAGUAAGAUUCAAAAAAAGGCUUCAGCAACAGUGCGAUGCAGCAUCAAUGAAUAUUGUAGAUUUAUUUUCACAAGAUCCUGCUUUACAAAUGGAAAUAAUAGCUCACGAUCGAGGGAUUAAAACAGCUCGCUCUGAUAGACCAAGUUCUGCUCGCUCAUACUCUUUUGCAACUCAGCGCACACUUGCUAGAAAAAAACUCAAAGAAAUGGGUAUUUAUCCAAGCUCACAAAGUUCAAUGAUGUCUAAAUCUUGUCCGGUUAGAUCAAGAUGUCAAACAUGGACUUCGAAUUCAAAGGAAAGAAAAACUACAAUUAGUUUAAUAAAUCAAGGGAUUAAAAGAAGUACUAGUGCUGGUGCUGUACGUAAACCGUGGCGAUAAGCAAAUUCUUAAAAAGAUAUUUAAAUUAUUGCACAUUAAUUAUGAGUAAGAGAAAGAUAUUGCACUUAAUAACAAUAUAAAGCCGUCCUAGUGCCUCACAGUAUCUUUUAACAAAAUAUAAAUUAAUUUUUUAAUUUAAAAUAUUUUAAACAAUACUUAUUCCAAAGUGCAUUAUUUGCAUGUUUUCUGUGAUAUAUUAGAUUAUGGGAAUUAAUUUUAUUUAUUUUUUUUUUUUUAUUAUUUAUAUUUAACUCACUGUAUAUAAGAAUAUAAUCCUCGUUUUUACAAAACAAUGUUUUUGAAGCAGACACUGUCCAGUAGAUAUAGUACAACUUACAAAUAAAGUUGCUACUGUUGCUUAAUAAAGUUAAAUCUUUGCUGCUCAUCUAUUCAUUUAAGUAUUUAUUAUU